Plectropomus leopardus (leopard coralgrouper) is the source of this 997-nucleotide messenger RNA. RefSeq names its product caspase b-like. Lineage: Eukaryota; Metazoa; Chordata; Actinopteri; Perciformes; Serranidae. The record is from RefSeq and is a predicted model, not a curated record.
CUUCAUUUUGCAUCUUCAGUAGAUUCACUUCUGUCCGGACGACGGUGUCAUCACUGGAGCCACGUGGUCAGAAAUGCAGGUUCCUCUUCUUAUCUUAAACACUCUGGAUGAGCUGGGUGUUGAUGAAUUCAAGAGGUUUCGCUGGAAUCUCACUCAGCCAGUGCUGGACGGAUGUCAGCCCAUUCGUAAGGCCUACCUAGAGAAUGCAGACCGGCAGGACACAGUCAGCAGGAUGAUAGACUGCUACGGUGAAGAAACAGCUGUGAACAUGACUGCUGAAAUCUUGAAGAGGAUGAACCACAACAACGCUGCGGAGAAGUUAAAGUCAGCAUUUGAAGGUGGAUCAAAAGCUGCAAAACCACCACCUUCACCUCCACCCUCCUCCUCCUCCUCCUCAUCUUCCUCUGAAUUAACCCCUGCCGCUGGUGCCUCAGUUUGUGCACAAGGUAGAAGUGUCAUCGUGGCACCCAACAUCGCAGGCACCAGCUCUGGUGUAUCAAUUAACAUGAACAUUAAUACAAAAUAACUGACUGAACGGUUUACAUCCCGUUAAAGAUUAAAACAAGUUUUAGGUUAAUUAAGAGUGUCUGUGUCAAGCUGAAUAACCUGUGCUAGAGGGGUUAAUAAAUCUGAUUGAUUUCUUCAAACGUUAAAAAAUAAAUAAAUAAAUACAAACCUAUAAAUUUAAAGUGAAAAGAAAUAUCUUUCUCUUAUUGUAUGUACAAGCAAUAGGGCGCAUGUUAGGCCAAUCUGAACUGUGAUAGCCUUGUUAAUAUCAGCACACUUUCUCUAUUGUUUCCAAACGAAUGAGAUUAAAAUAUUUUUCUCCACAGCAGCAGCCCUUUCUUUUUCCACUUUUUUUUAAUUUUUAUGUAAAUUACGGUCUCCCUGCCCCCUCAUCUCAAACUCUGCCACAGCAUGUCAGAGCAGUGACAGAAAGACCUGACACUGAAAAAAGAGUGACAUAAAGAAAAAAAAACACUGUCACUUAAAAACA